Peniophora sp. CBMAI 1063 is the source of this 1998-nucleotide messenger RNA. The record is from the annotation of a GenBank genome assembly. Lineage: Eukaryota; Fungi; Basidiomycota; Agaricomycetes; Russulales; Peniophoraceae.
AUGUCUUCUGCUUUACCACUGCCUACAUCCUUGCAUGCUCCUAGCCUCUCUUCCGAAGAUCUUCGGAGGCUUAGCGUUGCUGAAGAUGUUAUAGCCUGUUGUUUACCCUAUCAACCCAACGCUCUACCGCCACUCUACUUGAAGCCUGAGUCCGACGGAGACGUAAGCGGGGAGAUUACCUGGGAUGUCAGAGCGGCGCCUCCUAUCCAUUUGCAUGAGCCUCAGGAAGAUUUGACGAUUUACCUUGACGCGAAAGAGUUCCAAGCUAUACCAUUCACAAUAUCAUGGAAUGGAUCACGCCAUUGUGGUCCGGAUCCCAGGGGGAAAUUUUCGGCUGCUCAGUUUACCUUAAUCAACCUGGCUGAAGAGUCUGUUAUACAGAUCCUGCGUCUUGAUUGCACAUCUUAUAAAGCUAUCAAAGUCAGGCCUCGUCGACACCAUGUCCUACGGAGCGAUGAUAUACUCGCCUUCCCUGCCGCAGAUGGGCUGAGCUUCUCCUACUUCUCGUUCAGAGACAUCGUGGAUUUAACGCCUGGGCUCGUCAUCCACGAUGGCUAUGAGAUUCUGCGAACUCUCGGAACAGGAGCGUACGGUGUGGUACAUCUCGCUAGAAACCGCAAGGCAGGCACUUUGGUGGCUGUCAAGCGACAGUCGUAUUCUCUCGACAGGCUGCAAGCAGGGGUCCAGGCGAUCCGGCAAGAAGCGGGAUAUCUGAGGAGGAUCAAAGAACAGUGCCACUUGGACCACGUCUGCGAAAUACUGGAUGAUGAAAAAGUCUUUACGAUCGUAGAUUUACCCAGCGACAGGCGCAGCAAGCUUGCCCCAAAGAUUGUGGUCUUACACAUCGUCACAGAGUUCUGCGAGGGUGGAAGCCUGCAAGAUUUUUUGCAAAUGUUUCCGGACGGUAUUACUGAGCCAGAGGCACGUUACAUCGCGCGCCAGGUCUUUCGUGGAUUAAAGGUCUUGCACGACGAGAACUUGAUACACAGAGAUUUGAAGCCCGACAACAUCCUCAUGCGCUGGACUCCCGAGUCGAAUCCUCAUCCGUGCCCAGGCAAUCGGCGACCAGAGCACGAUGUGCGAAAUUGGACGGUCAAAUUGGCAGAUUUCGGUACUGUCCGAGAACGAGGACCCGAAGAGGAGGGCACCACGAUUAGAGUGGGAACUUCCCUAUGGUAUCCGCCUGAGCUAAACCCUGAGGGUGCUGGGAAGCGAACACACAAAUCCGACGUUUGGACCGUGGGGUUUAUCGUCGCGUGCAUGCUAAUGGGUCAGAUUGGACGGCCGCAGCGCGGCCAUGUUAUCUCACACGCCCAGAUGGGCCGUCAUUUCAGCGAGGAAUUUGAGAAUCUGAUGGUCAAUGUUUUGGCUCCAAAACCCGAGCAUAGAUUCACGACUAAAGAAGCCCUUGACCAUCCAUGGUUCUCGACGCUCGACGCAAGUAGUAUUUAUACCCCCCGCGCGACGUCCACGGCUAGCGAUGACACCGAUAGCGUUUCCUAUUAUGCGCCCAGUUUCAGCUCGCUUGACAGCCGUCGCAGCCGCUCUUUCCACUCAGACGUAGACAACUUCAAUGGUUCGUCGCGGUCAAGUGCUAAGACCGCUGGAGUCCCAGCCAACACAAGCGGUCGUUUGGAGAUUGGACACUCUACCGCGACCGCUCUUCCUUUGGCUGUGCAUAUAAGAUUGUCAGAGUCCCAGACCUCAGCACGAAGUUUCUCAAGUAACCUCUCUAAUUCAAGCGCGAGGUCUGUCUCGCGCAACGGCAUCGUUGGGCGGUGGGGUCAUGCACGGGCUCUCCACUUCGGCGGUACACUUGCUCCUCGCCCACGUAGGAAACAACGGCCCUUGAAGCUGGCGCAGGAACUGGGAGUUGUGGCUGAGGAGGAGGAGGAUCAGGAAGAAGAUGAAGAGGAAGGGGUCGUUGAUGACGAUAGCGGUGCUGAGGAGGAGACGGAAUUGUCGGAAGACGGGAGAGAGAUGGACCUUACUGAAUAG